Molecule: messenger RNA, 1287 nt
Organism: Camellia sinensis
Lineage: Eukaryota; Viridiplantae; Streptophyta; Magnoliopsida; Ericales; Theaceae
Product: putative protein phosphatase 2C 47
Biological process (GO): protein dephosphorylation
Molecular function (GO): protein serine/threonine phosphatase activity; cation binding
Source: RefSeq, a predicted model, not a curated record
CCGAAUUCGAAUUCCAACCCUAAUUCGAAUUCCAACCCUUCCUGGAUCUGCCAAAACAAACGGGCCUAAGAGCAAACGGGAAAACCUAUAUAUAUUUGUCUUCUCCACACGGCAGUGCUCCAUCACAAAACGCUCUCUCUCUCUCUCUUUCUCUCUCUCUUUCUCUCCUUCUCCUCCUAUCGACACCGAUUAUUUCUCCGUCGCCGAUCAUACUAUUCAAUUUUUUUGUUAUACCACCCCCACUAUGAUCAUUGUUCGUUCGGGUAGCGAUACAGCUGUGGGACCCCGCAGAUGGAAUGAGGAUGAACAUCUCUUGAUUGAUGAUGUUUCUUCCCACCUUGGUUCUCUUUAUACCUGGCCUCUGCCAAAUGCCUCCUUCUAUGCUGUUUUCGAUGGUCAUGGCGGCUCUGAAGCCGCCACUUAUCUCAAGGACAAUGCCAUGAGAUUUUUCUUUGAAGAUGUUGAUUUGCCUCAUACCGACGAUGACGACUCUUUCUUGAAAGAGUUGGAGGACUCUCAUCGCAGAGCCUUUUUGCGUGCUGACCUUGCCCUGGCUGACGACUCCUCCCAUGUUUCCUCCAAUUGUGGCACCACUGCCCUCACUGCCCUAGUAGUUGGCAGGCAUCUUCUAAUCGCAAACGCUGGCGACUGUCGUGCUGUUCUCUGUAGGAAUGGAGUUGCAUUGCAGAUUUCUAAUGAUCACAGGCCUACAUAUUUGCCAGAACGACAAAGGGUUGAAGAGCUGGGUGGAACCAUCAAGUUUGGGUACCUUAAUGGUGAACUCGCAGUGACCCGCGCUCUUGGAGAUUGGCAUCUGAAACGUCCUUUUGGGUCUGCCUCGCCUCUCACUGCGGAGCCAGAUAUUCACAGAAUCCUGUUAACCGAGGAGGAUGAGUUUUUGAUCUUGGCUUGUGAUGGAGUCUGGGAUGUUAUGUCAAAUGAGGAAGCAGUAGACAUUGUUCGUGAUCAGCUGAGGCAACAUCACAACCCACAACAGUGUGCUACAGAACUCGUUGAUCAUGCAUCAUGCCUUUAUAGCAAAGACAACCUCACAGCCAUUGUUGUGUACUUCAGUUACGAUGGGGAUCACAAGAGGCCUGCCUUUCACACCUAUGUGAGGCAGAAGCGCAAGACUGUUUGUAUUUAGGCUUAUGUUUGGGACUUGGUUAAGUAAUUUUGUUAAUUUUGGGAUUUGAUGUUAGCUGUUUUCAAAGUUGAGAAAUACUUUUGAUAUUGAUUUUGAGAAUUGAAAUUUGAAAACUUUUAUUCAUCUAUUUCCAUUGCCUA